Molecule: messenger RNA, 2010 nt
Organism: Talaromyces marneffei
Lineage: Eukaryota; Fungi; Ascomycota; Eurotiomycetes; Eurotiales; Trichocomaceae
Exons: 8
Coding region: 1-2010 (669 amino acids)
Biological process (GO): proteolysis
Molecular function (GO): tripeptidyl-peptidase activity; serine-type endopeptidase activity
Source: RefSeq, a predicted model, not a curated record
AUGUUCUUCCUCAAGAUUGCCGGGGUCUCUGCCUUGACGGCUUUGGCAGUGGCUGCCCCGUCGCCCGCCAAACAUGUUCUUCACGAGAAGCGUGAGCGUGUUUCGACCGACUGGGUCAAGGGCGCUCGCAUUGAGAGCUCUGCCAUCUUGCCGAUCCGAAUUGGUUUGACCCAGUCGAACCUUCCCCACGGUCCGGAAGUUCUGAAGGAGGUCUCUGACCCUCGCUCUGAUAAAUAUGGACAAUAUCUCUCCAUGGGGGAAGUCCACGACUUGUUUGCGCCGGUCGAGCAUCACGUUGAAAGCAUCAAGGAGUGGCUUCACCAUUCCGGUAUUGACAAGUCGCGAAUUGUGCAUUCUGACAACAAGGGCUGGCUUGCAUUUGAUGCCACCACUGAUGAAGCUGAGCGUUUGUUCAAAACCGAGUACUAUGAACACGAGCAUAUGCAGAGUGACCGUGUCCGAGUCGGCUGUGAUGAAUACCAUCUGCCCGAGCACAUUGCGACGCAUGUUGAUUACAUCACUCCUGGAAUCAAAAUGACCCAGGCCGUCAAGCGCACUGUGAAGAGAGAGAAGAGAGGUGUAAAUGCUGGAGCAACUCGCACAUCUAUCCAUGCCCCGGCCAAUGACCUCAGCUCGGAAAAUGUCCAAUUUAGUGGCUCAGACUCGGAUCUUGCAAGAUGCAGUUACAAUAUGACACCUCCUUGCAUUCGUUCGUUGUACGGUAUUCCCAUGCCGACCGACAAGCCAAAUCCCAACAAUGCACUGGGUCUCUAUGAGCAGGGUGACUACUUUGCCAAGUCUGAUUUGGACCUGUACUGGAAAAAUGUCUACCCCGAGGUGCCCCAGGGUACAUAUCCUAAACCCCAGUUGAUCGAUGGCGCCAAUUACUCCGUUCCCGCCUCUAGUUCGUUGAAUACAGGAGAAUCAAACAUUGAUAUCACAAUGGCAUAUGCCUUGAUAUACCCUCAAGAGGUUCUCCUUUACCAGGUCGAUGAUCAGCUUUAUGAGCCUACCGAAGUUGCUACAACCAACUUGUUCAACACCUUCUUGGAUGCCUUGGAUGGAUCUUACUGCACUUACACUGCUUAUGGCGAAACGGGCAAUGAUCCAAAAAUCGACCCUGUCUACCCCGAUACCCGUGAAGGUGGAUACGAUGGCCAGCUCCAGUGUGGCGUCUACAAGCCGGCCAACGUCAUUUCUGCGUCCUACGGCCAGGCAGAAAUUGACCUCCCGAUGAAGUAUGUCGAACGUCAAUGCAACGAGUUCCUCAAACUCGGUCUGCAAGGCCACACCAUCAUGUUUGCUUCCGGUGACUACGGCGUUGCUUCCUUCCCUGCAGAUGGAGGUAACGCCAACGGUUGUCUUGGACCUGAUGCCCGUGUUUUCAACCCCCAGUACCCAUCCGGAUGUCCUUACGUGACAUCUGUUAGCGGAACAAUGCUUUACCCCGGCCAGAAAGUCACCGAUCCCGAGAGCGUCAUGCAAGUCAAUCUUGGAGGUACCGCUGUCAACUUUUCUUCUGCCGGAGGUUUUUCGAACUAUUUCGCUCGGCCGUGGUACCAAGAGAUAGCCAUUGAGGAGUAUUUCCACAUUGGCAACCCUUCGUACCCAUACUACUCGGGAUUGAAUGUUAACGUCAACACCACCAAGGGUCUUUAUAACCGUAUCGGUCGUGGUAUUCCUGAUAUCUCCGCCAAUGGAGCCUACUUUGAAUCAUUCUUGAAUGGAAGGCUUGUGCAUUUCUUCGGAUCAAGCUUGGCUAGCCCGUUGUUUGCCUCCGUGAUUAAUCUUAUCAACGAGGAGCGUCUUGCCAUUGGCAAAUCUUCCGUCGGCUUCAUCAAUCCCGUUCUCUACCUCAACCCCUGGGUUCUCAAUGAUAUCACCAACGGAACCAACUUGGGUUGCGGCACGGAAGGCUUCCCGGCUGUCAAGGGCUGGGAUCCAUCUACUGGCCUUGGAACUCCCAACUACUCCAAGCUCCAGGAGUUAUUUGUUAAGUUGCUGCCAUAG